Chanos chanos (milkfish) is the source of this 2345-nucleotide messenger RNA. It is a transcript of the gene ppp1r12c, whose product is annotated as protein phosphatase 1, regulatory subunit 12C. The transcript has 20 exons. Gene Ontology annotation, molecular function: protein kinase binding; enzyme inhibitor activity; phosphatase regulator activity. The record is from RefSeq and is a predicted model, not a curated record. Gene Ontology annotation, cellular component: cytoplasm. Gene Ontology annotation, biological process: signal transduction. Bases 44 to 2146 code for a protein of 700 amino acids. NCBI's taxonomy places the organism in Eukaryota, Metazoa, Chordata, Actinopteri, Gonorynchiformes, Chanidae.
GUGUGUCUGAUUGAAUAUUAAAUUAAAAUCCUGUUACAGGAUAAUGGGCGACGCGGCGAAAGCUAAGCGUCGGGAACAAUUAAAGCGUUGGUAUGGAUCAAGUACUGACAGGGAACCUGACGUGCCAAGACAACGGUGGCGGGGCGAUGUCGAUGAAGCAGUUGAACCAGAGGCCGAGAACACGGACCUGACUGGUCGCUCCAAAGAUGCGGAUGGAAGUAGACCAAACGCUGUGGAGCACCAUGGUGCACAGCCGCGUAAACGAAGACGGCGAGUUCGAUUUGAAAGGACGGCCGAAUUCCUGGCCAUUUGCGCCAGUGGUGAUACAGAGGAGGCGCAGGAGAUGCUAAAGGAGGCGAAAGAGAAAAAACAAGAUGUGAUCAAUUGUUCCAAUGCAGAUGGAAUAACAGCUUUACACCAAGCUUGUAUUGAUGGGAGUUUGGAGGUGGUGGAAUUUCUGCUGGCCCAAGGAGCUGAUAUUAACCAGGUGGAUAGUGAAGGCUGGACCCCCCUUCACGUGGCAGCCACCUGUGGGAACUUGGAGAUUACAAAAUUCCUGUUGGAACAGGGAGCGUCUCUGACCGCCGUCAACUGCGACGGCGACGUGCCCCUGGACAUCGCGGAGGACGAGGCCACAGAGGUCCUCCUGCAGGAGCACACGACCAAACAGGGCGUGGACCUGGAGGCAGCCAAGCGCGCCGAAGAGGAGCAAAUCAUGACGGACGCUCGCGCGUGGCUCACGGAGGGGCUGCCCGCGGACCUGCGUCAUCCCAAAACCGGAGCCACCCCCCUGCAUGUGUCCGCAGCCAAGGGCUACCUGGAGGCUAUCAAGCUGAUGUGUCAGUGUGGUCUGGACGUGUCGGCCAAGGACAAUGACGGCUGGACCCCCCUGCACGCGGCUGCACACUGGGGUCAGGGAGACGCCUGCCGCAUCCUCGCCGAACAACUCUGUGACAUGGAGGCGCGCAGCAACGCGGGUCAGACUCCAUUUGAUGUGGCUGACGAGAAUGUGGCAUCUCUACUGGAGGAACUAUCUCAGCGACAAGUCAACUGGCGCAACGAAAAAUCCAUCAAUGACAGACAAAACGCCUCAGGGUCCAACAAUGCCAAUGCCAUAAACAAGAAACGCAGGACUUCGGUGUGCCGGAUGAGCAGCAGAGAUAAGAUGAAUGUACAGGACCAGUCUAAAGAGAGAGGUGUUUCUGGAGGGCUGGAGCUGAAUGAGGACCGAGAGAGUAGCCCCGAAAGUUCCACCUUGUCCAGCCCAGACACUGAGAGCAUUACUACCUCCACAAUCAGUCCUGCUGACAAGACUCCUGAGGAGAAAGAGACCGAAGAGAAAGAGCAGGAGAAAGCCAGCCGCACCGCCCGGGUGCAGCCCACUCCGCAGAGAAAAGACUCCCCGGCCGAGAGUCCCAGCAACGCCAACGCAAACAGGCCCAAGUUCCAGGCCCCGGUGAGAGAUGAGGAGUCAGAGUCUCAGAGAAAGGCCAGGUCUAGACUCAUGCGGCAGUCUCGCCGAUCCACACAGGGAGUGACGCUGACCGACCUGAAAGAGGCAGAGCGGAAUGUCAGCAAAAGUGCCGAUUCUUCACGCAGCGUCCAAUCUGUCAGCCCCAUUGUCACAGUCACACCCGCAGAGAGAGACACUGAGCCAGUGAAACAAGCAGGGACAGAGGCAGAUACCAGACUGGGAGUGAGGGACCGCAGGAGGGCCAGGAGAGAGAGACGCUCCACUGGAUUGGUCCAGCUGACUGGAGAGGAACUCGACUCAGGCGAAGAUUCAGAGGGCACACAGGGGCUUCAUCAGUUACGGGAUUCCAAGCAGUCGUCUUCACUAGACUACAAACUGCUGUACGAAGAGAUUUUACGGGAGAACAGUCGACUCAAAGAUAAGCUACAGGAAACUCAGCUUCUUCUCAACGAGAGCAAAGUGGAGUUAGAAAGACUGAGGCAGAGUCAGGAGAACAGCUCAGAGAGGCCUGCUCUGCUGGAACUGGAGAGAUUUGAGAAGAAAGCUCUACAGAGAAGAGCAACAGAACUGGAAGAUGAACUCAAGGUUCUUGUGGACCUCCGUGCCGAUAACCAGAGACUGAAAGAUGAGAACGCCGCUCUCAUUCGCGUCAUCAGCAAGCUUUCCAAAUGAGGCGCCCAGUCCUCCGCACAAUUUACAAGAGUCACUUUUUCUCUCGACUUCAAGGGCACAAAAACGGACACCACUAACCCCUCUCUGCCCAGGACGCUAAUCAGGGCAUUAACACUGCAUCUCACCAUGGGCAGUCACUCAAUGCCUGGUUUCCUCUGGGUCUCUGUCCUAUAACCUCCCCGAGCCUGAUUUAAAAAAA